GAAUUCCUGGAUGACCCCAAAUACAGCACAGACGAAGACCUGCCGGAGAAGCUGGAGGCCUUCAAGAAGAAAUACAUGGAGUUCGACCUCAACGGGGAGGGGGACAUCGACAUCAUGGCUCUGAAGCGGAUGCUGGAGAAGCUGGGGGCGGCCAAGACCCACCUGGAGCUGAAGAAAAUGAUCACGGAGGUGACGGGCGGCCAGGGCGAGACCAUCAGCUACCGGGACUUCGUCCGCAUGAUGCUGGGCAAGCGCUCGGCCAUCUUCAAACUGAUCCUGAUGUAUGAAGACAAAGCCAAGGAGAAGGAGGAGAAGCCAGCCGGCCCCCCAGCCAAAAGGGCCAUCACUGACCUCCCCUAGCUGACCCCGGCGCCCCCCCUCCGGGGAGCUGUUGGGGGCCCCGGGCAGGGAGCUUCUGCAUCCCUGCUCUGGGGUUCCCCUGGUUCAUGUCGCUGCUGGAAACCAAGCCACUAACAACGUCCGUGGGGGGGCAGGGGGGCA
Terrapene triunguis (Three-toed box turtle) is the source of this 501-nucleotide messenger RNA. Its product is annotated as allograft inflammatory factor 1-like. The record is from RefSeq and is a predicted model, not a curated record. The transcript is spliced from 4 exons. Gene Ontology annotation, biological process: actin filament bundle assembly; ruffle assembly. The annotation marks the transcript as partial. NCBI's taxonomy places the organism in Eukaryota, Metazoa, Chordata, Testudines, Emydidae. Gene Ontology annotation, cellular component: ruffle membrane; actin filament. Gene Ontology annotation, molecular function: actin filament binding; calcium ion binding.